ACCCCCAACCCCUGACCCCGAUCCCCUCCUCCUCCCUUCCCCCCCUCCGGCCACCGCGCCCCGAUGGCGGCCAACGUCAUGCUGGCGAUCCACGAGAAGAAGGCCACGGUCGUCGACCUCUAUCGCCCGCUCCGCCAGUACAUCGCCUCCGCCUACUCGGAGCGCGACGCGGCCACCGCCGACGACGACCUCUGCGCCGUGCGCGACCUCCGCGCCGCGGCCGUCGAGAGCCCCUCCCUCCCGGACUCCUCCUCCCUCGAGCAGCGCUGCGCCGCGCUCCUGGCCUACGCCCGCGCGCUCGCCCUCGUCGAGCCCCGCUUCCCCAUCUCCCCCGACCGCGCCCACGUCCACUCCCUCUCUUUCACCUGGCACGACGCCUUCAAGACCAACAAGAAGGUCAGCCUGCCCUCCGUCCACCUCGAGAAGGCCGCCGUGCUCUUCAACCUCGGCGCCGUCUACUCGCAGAUCGCGCUCGCCGCCGAUCGCACCACAGACGUGGGGAUCAGGACCGCCUGUGGCGCCUUCCAGAGCGCCGCGGGGGCCUUUGCCUGGCUCAGGGAGAGUGGGGUCGCUGCCAAGGCCGUCGCCGCGGGGGCCACCACCGUCGACUUGACGCCCGACUGCGCGGCGAUGCUGGAGAAACUCAUGCUCGCGCAGGCUCAGGAGUGCUUCUUCGAGAAGGUCAUAGCUGGUGGGAAGCCGCCCGCGCUAUGCUCCAAGGUGGCGCGCCAGGUGGGCGUAUUCUACGAAGAAGCUUAUGCAGCUCUCUGUGCACCUCCUCUUAGUCAGCACUUUGACAGGACAUGGGUUUCUCAUGUCCAGCUCAAGGCAGCUCAAUUCUAUGCUGAUGCUUGCUAUAGGUUCUCAUUGGAUCUUCAUCAGCAAGAAGAAAUUGCUCAGGAAAUUGCGCGCCUAAAAAUUGGAAUGAACGCCUUGGCUGAUGCCAAGAAGGCAGCUAAGGGAGUUGCUGCGCCACUUCUGGAUUCUGUUAAUAAGCUGGAGAGUAACAUGAAAACCAACUUGGAGAGGGCCAUGAAGGAGAACAAUAGUGUUUAUCUGAUGCGGGUUCCAGAGGCGGGUACUUUGGGAGCUCUGCCUGCAGCUUCCCUUGUAAAAUCUACUUCUUUGGCUGAAGUUCUAGAUGCUAGCAAUGAGAGGCUUUUUUCAUCACUUGUGCCUGAUGGCAGCAUGAAGGCCCUUUCUAAGUACACAGAGAUGGUAGAUGAUAUCAUUCGGACCCAGGCAGAGAAACUUCAGCAAUCUAGUGAGAUCACUAGAGUUAGGCUGAAGGAAAUGGACUUGCCUGAUUCUAUUCUAUCAUUGGAAGGUAAUGUCAGCAUACCUGCAGAUCUGAAGGAAGAUGUUGAGGCUGUUCAGAUAAGCGGUGGUCCUGCUGGCUUGGAAGCUGAGUUGCAGCAGCUUAGAGAUUUGAAUAGGGUCAAUCAGGAGUUGCUUGUUCAGACUGAAGAGAUGCUGCAGAAGGAGGCAAGUGAAGAUGCUCAAUUCCGGACGCAAUUCGGAAGUCGUUGGACUAGGCCUCAAUCAAGCACCCUAACAAAGAACAUUCAAGACCGAUUGAAUCUUUUUGCUGGUAAUCUUAAAAAAGCGGCUGCGAGUGAUGCUUUGAUCGAACGAGAUGUGAAGGAGAGCUACCCCUUGAUGUCUAUUCUUGACAGAAGACCGAUAGAAUCUGCACUACCAAGUAUUUCAAGGCCUAUCAUGUCCUUGGAUGGGAAUGAAGAUGCUAUCGUUGGAGCCCUUAAACAAAGCUUGAGGCAACUGGAAUCUCUUGGUGCACAAAGGGCAGGCCUUGAAGACCAUCUCAAGGAAAUGAAGAGAAAGGAUGAUAUACUCCCUAAGUUGAUGGCUGGUGUUGGAGCACAUGAUGAUCUUUUUAGGAAGGAGAUUGCGAAGUACGAUCCUAUCUGUGCUGAAAUUGCUGAUAACAUUGUAGCACAGGAACAAUUAUUGUUGCAAAUACAGGAACAAAAUGCGCAAUUUGCUGCUGUAUUCAAUCUAGAUGAUUACAAAGUUGCUCGUGAGAGAUGUUACAAGCAAAUUGCUGCAGCUGUUGCUAAAUACCAGGCAAUUAAGAAGAACAUGAAUGACGGCCUAAAUUUUUACGUGUCUUUACAGGAUGCAACCGGCAAGAUACAACAGCAGUGCGGUGACUUCAUAAUGACGCGGAACAUCCAAUGCCGUGAAAUGAUCGAGGACGUGCAAAGAAAGUUAGCAGGUUUCAACUUGUCAUCUUCCAGCCACAACACUAACACGCCAAGGAGCUCUUCCGUUCCACCGGAUCAGCACAGUCCAUCACCGCCGCCACAUGAUGCUCAUGCUCAGUCCUCGUACGGUGCUCCACCUGGGGGUGACCCGAGGCCAGUUUACUCCCAACCAGAAUCAAGGCCUCCGUACUCACAGCCAUACCCCAACUAUGGUGGGCCACCGCAGCAACCUCCAUAUGGCGCAGCACACCCUGGUCAGUACCAGCAGCACCCGCAGCAGCAUCAGCCACCUCCUGGCCAUGACUAUGGCCAACCGGCGUAUCCCGGGUGGCGCGGGCCGUACUACAGUGGGCAGCAGCCACAGCCGCAGCAACCGGUAAAUUUGACAAAUUUGACCUAUAGACGAAAUCAAAUCACAGAAUGAACUGUUCGUGAAACUAUUUCACGCGGCUGACCCGUGGCGCCUAGCUCCCAGACGCUGCACUAGUGCAACGUCUAGGAGCUAGGCGCUACAUUGUAUAGUGUGGCGCCUAGCUCUCAGGCGCUGCACACUGACUUAGUAAUUUUCUGAUCACACGGGUGCGACGCUGGCCUUGUAGCGCCUAUCUGUGAGGCGUUGCACAGUGUAGUGUGGCGCCUUCGUGUCGGGCGUCACACAAAAAGGUCAGCCGCGUGAAAUAGUUUCACGGAUAGUUCAUUCUGUGAUUUGAUUUUGUCUAUAGGUCAAAUUUAUCAAAUUUGCCGCAAUAACCAGGGCCGUAUCCACAAGCACCGUACAGUGCCCCAGGCGCGUACCCUCCUCAUCACCAGAGCAACUACUACAGGCCUCAAUGAAAGACCAACUUGGUCUGGAGGAACGAUUUGUUCUCUUAAUUUUUCUCGCGGAUAUGUGUCCUUGUGGAUUCCAUUCUUGUGUAUACUGGCAUAGUGGUUACGAGUUCCGGUGGAGUAAUGUCAAUUAUGCUCGGGUUGGUUAGGCGGUAGCCUGUAUGAUAUGUACGUGUAAUAAUGCAAUUGGCGUGCCAUUGCCUGGCUUCAGUAUUGGAUUAUAGAAAUGAGGAACAAUUAUUUUUUCUCA
Messenger RNA from Triticum aestivum (bread wheat), 3303 nucleotides. Its product is annotated as vacuolar-sorting protein BRO1. The transcript has 8 exons. Gene Ontology annotation, cellular component: endosome. Gene Ontology annotation, biological process: protein transport to vacuole involved in ubiquitin-dependent protein catabolic process via the multivesicular body sorting pathway. Gene Ontology annotation, molecular function: protein binding. The record is from RefSeq and is a predicted model, not a curated record. Lineage: Eukaryota; Viridiplantae; Streptophyta; Magnoliopsida; Poales; Poaceae. Bases 64 to 2649 code for a protein of 861 amino acids.